ACCCUCCCAUCUUUGCUCCCUCUCUCUCUUCCUUUAUUUCUUUCUUUGUGUUUUUUUUUUGAACUCACGAGAAUAAAGAAAGAUAGAAAGAUAGAUAGAUAGAUAGAAAUAAAGAAAAAAAGAGCCAUUGCUUUCAUCUCUUCUUCUCUUUUGUUUUUUAAAUGAUUUGGAGCUGUUUGGCUUGGCCAAUGCUAUCUUCUUAAAAUCCGAACUGAGAUUACCAUUGCAUUGUAUUGGACUUUAUUGUACUGGGUAUUAUGGCUGCAAUGCGCGGUGCUGCCUGGGUUGUGCUAACGUUAACCGGGAGGGUAGUUAACGAUAUCGUGAGCUUCGUUGUCUUCACCAUUCUCGACGUAAUCGACGUGGUCCUCUGCUUCGUGUUCAAGGUCUUGGAUUUCGUGGUGGAGGCUGAGUGGAAGCCAUGCUACUGCUCGUCGCCCAAGGAGGCGAUCAUGAGCAGCGGCAAGAUUCUUGUCUCCGAGCAAGGCGCGUCGAAGAUCGUGUGCCUUUGUUCCAGCAAGUUGCAGCUGGAAGAUAUAUCAGACACCUUGUACGCACGCCCGUCUUUGGUCUCCGAAGUCUCGCGGUCGACGGUCAAAGAGCUUAGACGGCUCAAGGUAGAGGGAGAGAGGAAUGGGACGAAGCGAUCGACGUACACGAUCAACUCGACGAUUGUCGAGAUGCUUCAGGGGAAGAUGGGAGGGCAUCACUCCCACCCGAUCCCUCGGUGGUCAGACUGCGACUGUAAGACUUGCACUUCUUGGAGGUCUUCUUGCAAAGAUACUCUGUUCGUUCGUGCCGAAGGCGGUUACGAUAAAGCGAGGGAGGAUGUCUUGUUUAUUCAUGGGUUUAUCUCGUCCUCCGCAUUCUGGACCGAGACGCUGUUUCCGAACUUCUCCGCCGCGGCGAAAUCCAAGUAUCGGUUGAUAGCCGUUGAUCUGCUGGGGUUCGGACGAAGCCCGAAACCGACGGACUCUCUUUAUACAUUGAGAGAACAUGUGGACAUGAUCGAACGGUCGGUACUAGAGGCCCACAAGGUGAAAUCAUUCCACAUAGUGGCCCACUCGUUGGGGUGCAUCUUGGCGCUAGCUAUUGCGGUGAAGCAUCCAGACGCGGUCAAAUCGCUGACUCUCCUUGCUCCACCAUAUUUUCCAGUACCCAAGGGAGAGCAAGGUUCCCAGUACGUGCUAAGGAGGGUGGCCCCCAGACGUGUGUGGCCUUUGAUUGCUUUUGGCGCAUCGAUCGGUUGCUGGUACGAGCACAUUAGUAGGACAGUUUGCUUGAUCAUCUGCAAAAACCACCGGUUGUGGGAGUUCAUCACCAAGCUGAUCACACGAAACAGGAUCAGGACAUUCUUGAUUGACGGCUUCUUUUGCCACACCCACUACGCUGCGUGGCACACCCUACACAACAUCAUCUGCGGGAGUGCCAGUAAGAUCGACGGUUAUCUAGAAGCCGUGAGGGACCAGCUCAAGUGCCGAGUUACAAUGUUCCACGGCAGAGAUGACGAGCUUCUUCCCGUAGAGUGCAGCUACGCCGUCCAAUCUAAAAUCCCAAGAGCGCAAGUUAAGGUCGUAGAAAAGAAAGAUCACAUCACACUUGUGGUAGGCAGGCAGAAAGCUUUCGCUAGAGAAUUGGAGGAGAUAUGGAACAAAACGAGUGAUUGAGAUGAGCCCUGCAUAGAAGAAGCAAAGCAAUUAUAGCCGCUAAUCAUGAUUUUUUUUUCUUAAGUUAGCCCGCGUUUGGAUGCUCAAUUGAUCUGAAUUGCAAUACGUAAAUUUAAUAAAAUAAAAUAAAAACAGUAUGGUGAUGUGUACCUCCACUGAAAAUUGCAACUGAUACCAUUUCAAUUCCAAUGCCGAAUGCAUGGAAUUCUAGUUCGGGGUUUGGUUGUCGUUAUAAAUAAAAAUGGCGCCAUCCCAGGAUGGUCAUUUCCUCUGUUAUGAGUAAUUGAAUGAAUUGCAAUUCAGUUCAAAUAAGCAUCCAAACGGGCUCAAGAAAAAUCGUGAUUUGUAGUUACUUCUAUUUUCUAUUCAGGUGUGAGACCUAGGCCAUGUAUCUUUCAAUUAUUAGCCACUAUUGAAUUGGGAAGUGUUUGACGCUAAUGUGAAGUUAAAAACUGAUGGUUGACACCAAGGCAGAGAGAAAUAGGACACG
Magnolia sinica is the source of this 2157-nucleotide messenger RNA. RefSeq names its product probable lysophospholipase BODYGUARD 3. The record is from RefSeq and is a predicted model, not a curated record. Bases 258 to 1667 code for a protein of 469 amino acids. NCBI's taxonomy places the organism in Eukaryota, Viridiplantae, Streptophyta, Magnoliopsida, Magnoliales, Magnoliaceae. The transcript is spliced from 4 exons.